Triticum turgidum subsp. durum (durum wheat) is the source of this 1260-nucleotide messenger RNA. NCBI's taxonomy places the organism in Eukaryota, Viridiplantae, Streptophyta, Magnoliopsida, Poales, Poaceae. The record is from the annotation of a GenBank genome assembly.
AUGGAUUCAAAGGCACGGCACAACUGUGUGGAUGAUGAUAAGUACUUGCAUCAGGCGCGUCAAGAGAUGGACAAGAAUAUGCAGCGGGAGCAAGAGGUGAUGGACAAGAAUCUGAAGCAGGAGCGGGCAACCGUGGACCGCAUGAGGAAGGAGGAGCGUGCAGCCAUGGAACAGAUGAUGAAAGAGGAGCGUGCAGCCAUGGAUCAGAGGUUGAAGCAUUUCCAUGACGAUAUGGACCUAAGGUUGAAGCAGGAGCGCAAGAACUUGGAUCACGCUAUGCAGCUCGAGCGUGGCAGGAUGGAAUUCAAUAUCAUGCAGGCGCGUGCGAACAUGGACCUUAUGUUGAAGCAGGAGCGUAAUGACACGAAUCACAAGACCAAGAUGGAGGAAAUCCGCAUGGAAGGGAAUAUAAUGCAAGACCGCAUUCUACAACUCGAGCGUGGUAAGAUGGGCUUCAAUAACAUCCAGACGCGUGUGGGCAUGGACCUUAACUUACCACAUGACCGCAAUGAUCUGGAUUACAAGGCCAAGAUGGAGGAGACCCGCAUGAAAGGAAAUACGAUACAGGACCAUGCUAAUACAUGCCUGAAGGAUGACAAGGCCAAGAUGGAGGAGAUCCGCAUGAAAGGGGGUAUGAUGCAAGACCAUGCUAGUAUAGGCACGAAGGAACAACAAGACAUCCCUACACCAGAGCAAUAUGUCUCAUCAGUACCUCUACAUGUAGAACAAGAGAUCUGUACACCAGAGCAAUCUGUCUCAUCCUACGUAGUUGUAAUGCAAUUUAUUGUUCAUGUGGACGAAGAACUUUCUCAUGUUCCUGAAGCAUACCACAACAAGAAACCUGGUAUGAUGACAGUACUUGAACCUGCCAAGGUGGACUGGCAGAUAAUGGUGAAAAAUUUGCGUUACCAUGGGUACAAAGGGGAAGCAGAUUUGUACUACAUCAAGCCUGGGUGCGUACCACCAGAAGGAAUGGUAAAGAUGUCAGGCCAGCAUGACGUCGAUGAAAUGUUGCACACUUUAGAAGGGAUAAAGAAAUGUCAUUUUUACAUUGUGAAGAAUUGUGCAUUCCCAGAUUAUAGCGACGAUGACAUGUCUGAACAGGACAUGUCCGAAGAAGACAUAUAUGCAUGUGGGUACAUGGAUAUCGGCAAGAGGGACAUGGGAGAAUAUGGGUCAUCGCCCAAAAGGAAGAAAAUUGCAGAUAACAAUACGAAGAAAGCAUUGGAUUUCGGCAGCAGUGAUGAGCCUCUUCAGUAG